AUGGAGUCAUCGGACGGCAUCGCGAAAUUGUUCAGUGACGAAUUGGGAAAACACGGUGUAUGGUCGAAAUAUCGGCUUUGGUCGACCGAGAAGAAGGAGAAGCCGGCGGAGGAGAGACGAGAGGACGAUACUGAUGAGGAUAUUCAAACAUCCGAGAGGACCGAUUUCAAAGAUGUCCUUCUUCCAAGAGAAUCAUCGCUUCAUAUUGUGGCAAACGCGAAAAAUGUGAAAAUAAUUCACAACGAGACUACGCGGGUCGCUAAAAUGAUUCUAGACGCUGUCAAAGAUGGGAGCAUCGAUCACAUCUACUUCAAAGCACAAAAGCAGCAUCCAGUCGGGAAUGAUGAGGACACAUUGAACUGGAUAUUUCUGCUCGACUCGAUCAAUUUCUCAUUUUGGCCCGAUGAGGGCCAACACUACGAUGUGAUGCUUGACGGCGAACUUCAAACUGGCUAUUUCGCCGCGUGCGCUGCAAUCAACAACGCAAUGAAGAAAGGUGUGCCAGUGACGUCGGCGGAAUGGAUGGCGACGGUUCAGAAGGAUGAGCUCGACGAGAUAUUGAAGUCGCACUCAGGGCAUUCAAUUCCGCUUCUAGAUGAGAGGUUGAAGGCAAUCAAUUCUUCAGGAAAAGCGCUUUUGGAGUAUUUCAAUGGAAGCUUCUUCAGCGUGAUUCGCGAAGGCAAAUUCGAUGCUUUGGAAAUUCUUCGCCUCGUCAUCAAAUAUUUCCCAUCGUUCCGCGAUUUUGCCAUCUUUGAAGGUCGCAAAGUGUCGCUACUGAAACGCGCGCAAAUCCUCAUCGCCGAUGCUCAUGGAGCAUUGGAGAAUCAUGAAAAUGGGCAGACAAUCAAAGGAAUUGACAAAUUGACCAUGUUUGCCGAUUAUCGCGUUCCUCAAGCGCUCGCUUUCUUAGGAGUAUUGGAGUACUCGCAGAAUCUGUUGGAUGUUCUGAAUAAGAAGGAGCUUCUCGAAAAUGGAUCAGACGAGGAGGUUGAGCUUCGAGGAUUCUCGAUUGCGGCUUGCGAGGAAAUCGUCAACCAAAUGAACACAUUGGUUUCAUCAUGCGACGAAUACAAUAAUGUUCGGCCAUUGACCGCAAUUGAGGUCGAUUAUUAUCUCUGGCUCUACAGAAGACGUCACGCCAAGGAAAUCGAGGAAAAAAUCCCAUUUCAUCGCACAAGAUGCAUUUUCUACUAG
Messenger RNA from Caenorhabditis bovis, 1194 nucleotides. The record is from the annotation of a GenBank genome assembly. NCBI's taxonomy places the organism in Eukaryota, Metazoa, Nematoda, Chromadorea, Rhabditida, Rhabditidae.